Messenger RNA from Hyposmocoma kahamanoa, 2272 nucleotides. RefSeq names its product transcription factor CP2-like. Gene Ontology annotation, molecular function: RNA polymerase II cis-regulatory region sequence-specific DNA binding; DNA-binding transcription activator activity, RNA polymerase II-specific. Gene Ontology annotation, biological process: regulation of transcription by RNA polymerase II. The coding region runs from base 389 to 1276 and encodes 295 amino acids. The record is from RefSeq and is a predicted model, not a curated record. NCBI's taxonomy places the organism in Eukaryota, Metazoa, Arthropoda, Insecta, Lepidoptera, Cosmopterigidae. Gene Ontology annotation, cellular component: nucleus. The transcript is spliced from 7 exons.
ACAACUAUUUUCGCCGAUAAAUAAUAUUUGUAGCAACCGGUGAAAUCCCGUUUCACUUCAAAUCGCUAGCAACGCCUUCUCUUCAGUAUUUGUGUAAAGGAUUAACUGAAAGUACACGCAAUUUGUGUUAUAUUGUUACGUUAAAGUGGUAAAGUGUGAAUUGUCGUUCGCCAUCAACAAUAAUGUUGGAUAAGUAAAUUGAAAAAGUGACUUUGGUGGUAUAAAUCGUGAAGAUCGUGUGGUUUUCGGUUUUGCUAUCCGAACAAAUGGUUGCAGAACAGUGCCCGGUGCCAGCUAUGUUCGUAUCGAGGGUGACAGAAUAUCAUCUUGGAUCUGGCGCCUUUAUCUUCUUCAACCUGACGAGACAGGAUUAUAGCUGACGAGUAUUAUGCUCUUGCUAGAGCAGAGACUAAGUGCACGGCACUUGGGGCGCGGGGUGGUGCUGAAAGCGAGACUCGUUCAUGGCGUUGAGGCCAGAGGCUGGCGUAUGAAGUUCUCCUUGCUGAAAGCCGAGGUGGAAAUUGAAGCCGACCCUGGGACGUAUAGAGAAUUAGCAAGAAGGCUGAAUGCAGCUAAUGUCCAUGUCAGGCCUGCGCGUCGUUUGACGAAUGUGGCCCCAAAGACAAGUCCAGUCACAGUGAACAAGCCUGUCCUACCACAACCUGCUAUUCUUGCCUCUUCGAAUCAGAUGAAACCAUUGUAUUGCCAGGAUGGCGAGAUGAAAGUAAACUCUCCGCCGUGCCACUCGCCUGGCGCCAUCUUGCCAGACUUGCCCCAGCCGGCCGAAGACCCUGACAAGAAUUGCGGCCUGGCCAAAGAGGCUUCUGCAUCGGAGACUCAGGCUUGGUUAUCUAGACAUCGGUUUGCCCAGCACGCGAGUACUUUUGCCAACUUUUCUGGUGCUGAUUUGCUCAGGCUGUCUCGUGACGACAUCAUCCAGAUUUGUGGACUCGCCGACGGUAUACGUCUGUUCAACGCUCUACACGCCAAGCGCAUCGAGCCCCGCCUGACGGUGUACGUGUGCCCCGCGGGCAGCAACAUUUACUCCGCGCUCUACCUGCACGCCUGUCGCGCGCCGGAGCUGCUGCGCAAGCUCAACCAGCUGCUGCCUCAACAGGCGCACAAGGAGUGCGAGGCGGUGCUGGUGUCGGGCCCCAACGGCGCGCGCGUGCGCCUCACAGACGAGCUGGUGCGUCACCUGCCCGACAACGCCACCUUCCGCCUCGACAGGCUUGAUGACACCAAUGCCUUGCUUCUAUCCGCCACCAACAACUAGGUCGCAGCCAAACUUGGCGCCGACCGCGUUGACCUCAAGAACGGUACUCGAGUUUCUUCUGAGAAGUAAUCGUAUCGGAGCUGGAUAGUGUUUAAAUCCGAUGCCAAUAUAAGUUUAAAUGAUGCCAAUAUUGUGUUAAGUUGACACAGAAUCGCAUUGCCCCAAUGUCUUAGCGUGGAGUCUAAAGCAUCUGCGGUGCCAAUAUCUUCGUGUGGAGUCAAUGUUGUAUGUGACCAAAUAUCGUGUGGUGUCAAGUGGUAUUUGUGACGCCAAUAUAGUUUGAUGUCCGGAUUAUCUAUAAUGCCAAUAUAGUGUUUAGUUGACACAGUACCGCGUUGCCCCAAUGUCUUUGCGUGGAGUCUACGUUGAGUCUAGACUAUCAGUGUUGCCAAUAUCUUCGUGUGAAGUCAAGGUUGUCUGUGACCCAAUAUCUUUUGAUGUCCAGAUUAUCUAUGAUGCCAAUAUUGUGAGCUAUCAAGGUUAUUUGUGAUGCCAAUUUCGUUUGACGUCCAAAUUAUCUGUGAUGCCAAUAUCGUGCAGUGUCAAGGCCAUCUGUAGUGCCAAUACUUUCGCGUACAGUCAACUAUGUGUAUACGGUAUUGCCGGCCGGAAUUUAAUAAUUAAUUUAAUUUCUAUUAUUAAAAUUUUGUAAAAUCGAGUAGCUUUGACAAGUUACCAACCUUGGCCCAGUAAUGUUUAUACAAAUGCAAACUAUGUGUAAUAUUUCACCGAAUUUUGUGGAUUUCUAUCGAUUAUGUUGUUAUAGUGUUAUUAUUGGUCGAUAUGAUUUGGAAAAAUGAUUGUCUCCUAUUUAUAAUAAAUUCGAACGUCUAUUGACAAUCUAUAAUAAAAAUAGUAGGUACAGUCGCCUGCAUGAAACCUAUUCACAUAGCAAGAAAAUAUUCAUAUAAUGUUUUGUUCAAUUUGACAAAUGUUCAACCUGUGAAUAACAACUAUUCAAUGAAAGAUUCUGUAGUUAUGGUUGUUUUUUCGCUA